AUGCUUAUCGCUGCUGGUGUCCGAUAUGAUAUCAAGGCCCAUAAAGCUCAUGAGAGGAAGAAAAAGGAGAAAGAACAACAAGAACAAAUUCAACAAUUACAAGCUCAGCAGCAACAAGAAGAGCAGGAUAUCAAAAAUAUGCUCAAGAAGGAUAAGGAUACUUUGCGUGUUCAAGAUUUGGCCAGGCUCGAUCCGAACGGAAGGGUCUCACCUCGAUCUCGAGAUCAUGAUCAUUCGGAACAAUCAAAACGACAUGGGGUCAUUCCCAAUCAUGACGACGUAACAUCCUCACGUUCCGAGUAUCAGGGUGGUUGUGGUCAUUCUCACCACACUGCAUGCUCUGAUGUACGACCUUUUGAGAGAAGAGAACAUCCCAAGUCCGACUCCGAUUAUUCCGUCUCCUCAGGCUAUGGUGAUGAAGAAGUAAGUAGAUCAACUACACUUUAUCCCUUUGCAUCAUUGCGGGCGAGUAUACGGGCUGACGAAGUUACCUUGGGAUUGGAAUGGACUUGGAAGCCUGGGCUGAUCAGCCCUGUAACAAAAGAAGGGAAAUAA
This is a messenger RNA of Kwoniella botswanensis, 555 nucleotides long. RefSeq lists its product as uncharacterized. The transcript is spliced from 3 exons. The coding region runs from base 1 to 555 and encodes 184 amino acids. The record is from RefSeq and is a predicted model, not a curated record. NCBI's taxonomy places the organism in Eukaryota, Fungi, Basidiomycota, Tremellomycetes, Tremellales, Cryptococcaceae.